Messenger RNA from Maudiozyma barnettii, 285 nucleotides. RefSeq names its product Mim2p (gene MIM2). Gene Ontology annotation, cellular component: mitochondrial outer membrane. Lineage: Eukaryota; Fungi; Ascomycota; Saccharomycetes; Saccharomycetales; Saccharomycetaceae. The record is from RefSeq and is a predicted model, not a curated record. Bases 1 to 285 code for a protein of 94 amino acids. The transcript has a single exon. Gene Ontology annotation, biological process: mitochondrial outer membrane translocase complex assembly; protein insertion into mitochondrial outer membrane.
AUGAGCGAGGAAGUGAUAUCAAUGCACAGCGGUUCGUUUGAGUCCUCCACUCCUACAACUGAGGAUGAAAACCAUGAAUACGAUUCAGAUCUGGAAUUAUUAAUAGAUGAUGAGGAUUCUCAAUUGGAAAAACGAUUACUUGAAGCAGAAAGACAAUGGAAGGAGAGUCUGCAACAGUUGUCGAAGGCGAUCAACUGGUUGUUGUUACCUCUAUUAGGGAAAUUCUUAGGAAGACGUUUCGCUAGAAUGGUGUGGUCACGUGUGGCAGGCAUUGUUUUCCAAUGA